Molecule: messenger RNA, 861 nt
Organism: Arabis nemorensis
Lineage: Eukaryota; Viridiplantae; Streptophyta; Magnoliopsida; Brassicales; Brassicaceae
Source: the annotation of a GenBank genome assembly
AUGGCGAUGAAUAUUCAAAACAGAGCGUAUUUUCAAAGAAAAUGGAAGCGGAUCGACGUAAUGAAAGCUUCUUCGGUCACGGUCGUACAUUUGUUGUGUCUCUUGGCACCGUUUCACUACAAUUGGGAAGCUCUCCGGUUGAGUAUCGUGCUCAACAUUGUGACUGGAUUCAGUAUCACAUUCUCCUACCACAGGAACUUGACGCACCAUAGCUUCAAAUUACCUAAAUGGCUUGAGUAUCUCUUUGCUUAUUCAGCUCUUUUGGCUCUCCAGGGUGAUCCGAUAGAUUGGGUGAGCAUACAUAGGUUUCACCACAAGUUCACAGAUUCGGACCGAGAUCCACAUAGCCCUAUCGAAGGAUUUUGGUUCAGCCAUAUCUUGUGGAUAUUCGACACCGAUUAUAUAAGAGCUAAGUGUGGAAGGCGUAACAACGUCAUGGACUUGAAACGACAAUGGUUCUAUAGGUUUCUACAAAAUACACAAGUUCUCCACAUUACAAUAUUUUUUACCAUCCUCUAUUGCUAUGGCGGUUUACCUUACCUCAUUUGGGUCGUGGGCUUUGGAGGCACAAUUAGGUACCAUGGGACUUUGCUCGUCAAUUCAGCAUGUCAUAUUUGGGGUUCUCAAGCGUGGAAAACCAAGGACACCUCUCGUAACGUUUGGUGGCUAAGCAUAUAUACGAUGGGAGAGAGUUGGCACAACAACCACCAUGCGUUUGAGUCGUCGGCUAGGCACGGUCUUGAAUGGUGGCAGAUCGAUCUCACUUGGUAUUUCAUUCGAUUCUUCGAGGCUCUCGGAUUAGCUACCGAAGUAAAAUUGCCUUCUCAAUCCAAUAAACAGAAGAUGACUUUUGCUCAUUGA